This is a messenger RNA of Ostertagia ostertagi, 306 nucleotides long. NCBI's taxonomy places the organism in Eukaryota, Metazoa, Nematoda, Chromadorea, Rhabditida, Trichostrongylidae. The record is from the annotation of a GenBank genome assembly.
AUGCACCUGAAAACGCACUCUCUUCCAUGUGUGUGCGACCAAUGUGGUAAGAGCUUCAGCAGACCGUGGUUGUUGAAAGGCCACCAACGAACGCACACAGGUGAGAAGCCAUAUGUCUGCUCGUUUUGUGGCCGAAACUUUGCUGAUCGAAGUAAUCUUCGUGCACACGAACAAACGCAUUUCCCACACAGGAAGCACAGAUGUGGUCACUGUGAACUUUCGUUUGCUCGAGUCCAAGUACUGGAGAAGCACAGGGCUGUUUGCGCUCUCAAACUCGAAGCUCGCACGGAAUCUGAAGAUCUCUAG